Molecule: messenger RNA, 2313 nt
Organism: Thunnus maccoyii (southern bluefin tuna)
Lineage: Eukaryota; Metazoa; Chordata; Actinopteri; Scombriformes; Scombridae
Gene: kera
Product: keratocan
Exons: 3
Coding region: 451-1482 (343 amino acids)
Molecular function (GO): protein binding
Source: RefSeq, a predicted model, not a curated record
AAUUAAUCCUGAUUGCUCUAUGGGCAGCAGCAGCACAAAAUUAGCACAAAGGUCGGCAAAGGACUCUUAGGGAUUUGUGAGUGGAGUUAAACAGAGAUCAAGCAUACCAACCAAGGGAGGAAGGGUUGUACAUGUGGAAGUUAGCAAACAAAGAACAGGUAGGCUUGCAUUAGCCUGUUUCUAAGUGGGACAUGUCUCAAGUGCUGAAACGGCUUAGCACACUACCCAUCAACAUGGGAUUGACCUUUGAUCUUGGGAACAUCUGAUUGGCCAAGAGAAGCUUUGGUGUCAUCAUGAGUGACAGGCUGGCACACGUUGAAUGAAACAGCUAGUGGUACAAAUACAGGGAGGAGAGAGGUGCAGCCUCAUCAGUUUGGACUACACUUGACAACUUGCUAACGAAGGACCUAGGCAAGAGGCAACUUACAGAGUUUAAGAUUGGGCAGUGAAAUGGCACCUCUUCUGAGCCUUCUCUGUAUCUUGUGCCUGGUCGGGCCAGUUCUCAGCCAGGAUAUGCCUUAUGAGGAAUAUAUGGCACAACUCCAAGCUUGCCCUCAAGAGUGUCGCUGUCCCCCUAACUUCCCUCGUGCUGUCUACUGUGACAAUAAAGGCCUGAAGAGCGUCCCCAAAAUUCCUCCACACACAUGGUAUCUCUACCUGCAGAACAAUCUAAUCGAAGUGCUGUCAGCAGAUGCCUUCCGUAAUGCCACACAGCUGCGCUGGCUGAACCUGAAUCGCAACAAAAUCACUAGUGAGGGAGUGGAAGAAGGUGCACUGAAUGCAGUGUCUCAGCUGGCCCACCUGUACAUGGAUGACAACCUCUUGUCUUCUGUGCCAUCUCCCCUGCCAGCUAGCCUGGAGCAUCUACGUCUCUCUCGCAAUCGCAUCUCCAAGAUCCCUGCUGGCGUCUUCUUAGGUCUGGAUAAGCUAAACCUCUUGGACCUCCAGGGGAACAAGCUGAUGGAUGAUGCUGUGACUGAAGUGAGUCUGAAGGGUCUAAACAACCUGGUACAGAUCAAUCUAGCAAAGAACCAGCUGAGCAGCAUGCCUGUUGGCCUACCACCCACCACCACUCAGCUUUUCCUUGAUGGCAAUAACAUUGAGAAGAUCCCAGCUGGCUAUUUCAAAGAAUUGCCCAAAGUGGCAUUUCUCAGGCUCAACCACAACAAGCUUGAAAGCAGUGGAGUUCCCAACAAUGUUUUUAAUGUCUCCAGUAUGUUGGACUUGCAGCUGUCCCACAAUCAGCUGACCGAGGUGCCCCUCAUUCCCUCAGGCCUUGAGCACCUUCUCCUCGACCACAACAAGAUCAAGAGUGUAAGUGGCUCCAAUGUCUGCCCUGUCGCUGUUGAUGCUGUGGAUGACAGCGUCAAUGAAAGUGUUCCUCGACUGCGCUACCUCCGACUCGAUGGCAAUGACAUUAAGCCACCAAUUCCCAGAGAUGUCAUUCUGUGCUUCCGUCUCCUUAGGUCCAUUGUCAUCUAAAAAAAAAAACACAGACAAAUCAUCAACAUGUUGUAGGCUAAUUCAAAUUUCCCAUAACUGAUGACUUGACAAUGUGGACGCUGGUCUGAUAAAAAGAGACCUGUGAAGCCAUACAUCAAAAGUGGUGACAUGAGUAAUAUUUGCAUGUUUGUUGUGUCUUAGGGAAAAGCUAUUUUUUCCGGUUCCAGAAAAUUCCACUGAAAACUCCAGUUUCAGUGGAAUUUAAUUAAAAUCUCAAAGGAACUGAUGCAUUAGGUUUAAUUGAGGCUGCAAUCUGUUGACCACUAGUUGUGCCUUAUGUUGGUGUAAACAUCUGCAUGUACAAUACUAAACAAAAAUCUGAUUAUAAUUUAGCAUGACAGUGAUAUGUAGUUGUGACAUGGUGAGAGCUUCAAGGACUCAUUAUCUUCUCAUGAGUAUUGGCAGGAGGCAACGCUUAUGAUUGCAAAGGCAAAAUACUUUAGUUUUUUUUCUACUGUUUCAGGAAAAUCUUUGAUUUAUAUUUGUAGACUUGAAGCCAAAUGAAUGGUGUUAUGUUCUAGGUUUGUGGUCUUAUUAACUUUAGACAACUACUCUAUUCUACUCUAAAAAUAUGCAUAUUUACUGUAGGUAAUUUAUUUUUAUUUAAUAUUGGGGGAAAAAUAAGUAGAAACCUGAGAGUCCUGUGAAUAUUCAUGGCCAAUAUUCCUUAAUGUUUUGUAUACCAAAAAAAUGUGACAACUGUUUUUAAGAAAUGCCAACACACUUUUUAAUUCUGGUUAUAUUUUUUCUGAAAAAGCUAGGCAAGAAAUUUCAUUUGUCUUCAAUUUGAAUAAAACUUCUGAAAAUGAA